This is a messenger RNA of Macadamia integrifolia, 1459 nucleotides long. RefSeq names its product probable RNA-binding protein ARP1. Gene Ontology annotation, molecular function: RNA binding. The transcript is spliced from 6 exons. Bases 265 to 1083 code for a protein of 272 amino acids. NCBI's taxonomy places the organism in Eukaryota, Viridiplantae, Streptophyta, Magnoliopsida, Proteales, Proteaceae. The record is from RefSeq and is a predicted model, not a curated record.
AGCUGUAAACUGUAAACCCCUCUGCCCUCUCUCUCUCUCAUAUCUCUCUCUUCUACAUAUGAUAUAUCCCUCAACAGGCGCUCACAUAUCCUUCUCAAUCUCUUCUGUAACCGAAGAAGCUAUUAUGGACUUGGAAUAGAAGAAGGAGAAGGAGAAGGUGAAGGAGAAGAAUUCGAGUUAGAGUUCGCAGUGAUCUGGAUCAUAGGAGAGAAGAGGAAAGAGGUUUAGAGUUGGGAUUCGUUUGAAGUUCGGAGGAAGAAGACAAUGACGAUGAUCAGUAACAAUACUAACAACAUCAACAGUAUGGGACAGUUCGGUGAUACGACCCUGACGAAGGUGUUCGUAGGAGGACUAGCAUGGGAGACGCAGAAGGAGACCAUGAGAGAACACUUCGAGAAGUACGGUGAGAUCUUGGAGGCCGUCAUCAUCUCCGACAAGGUUACUGGUCGGUCCAAAGGCUAUGGAUUCGUGACGUUCAAGGAAGCUGAAGCGGCGAAAAAGGCUUGCGAGGAUGCGACGCCGGUAAUCAAUGGCCGCCGUGCCAACUGCAACCUCGCCUCUCUUGGAGCUCGCCGCCCCAGAUCCAACUCUUCUUCCUCCACUCCUCAAGCCCAAGGUGCUCGUCUGGAACCACAGCCGCAGCAACAACAAGGAUCUAACGCUGGACCGAGAUCCACGUCAUCAGCCCCUGCAACUCCAGUGCAGUGGUACUACCCGGCGAGGACCCCGGCUUCCCCCUACCCACAUCACCAUCAACUUAACCAUCACGCCGUUCCUUUCUACGGGUAUUCUCCCGCCUACAUCGCCGCUGAUUUUGGUUACAAUCCGAAACUAAGCUAUACGGGUGGUUCGUACGUGAACGGGGGUCACUUCACGCCGCAGGUGUACCCGGGAGGACAAGGGAUGCUGAACGCCGCCAAUACAGUAAUGCCGGUGUACCCUUACUACCACUUCCAUCAAUCCCAGCCACUACAUGCUCACAUGUUCCCUCCAACAAGUGCGGGCCCAAUCACUACCGUCCCUACUCUCAUCUCCAAGCCUCCAGCCAUGGCUCCUAACGCAGUUUGUUUGGCUGUGGAGUAGGUACAGGGAAGCAAGGGAAAGUAUGAGAAAAGGAUGUUCAAAAUUUUUAAAUGAAAGUUAUAAAUAACAAAAACUGAAGAAAGGAGGCUGGUGAUGCUGUUGCUGAAGAAUCAAGACAACUAUAUUAUUGUUCCCUGAUAUGGGAUUCCUCUCUCUCUCUCUCUCUCUCUCUCUCUCUCUCUAUCUCUUCAUUAUUAUUUUUUUCUUUCCAUCCUAUAAGAGUCCUUGUUUAGGGUUUUGAUAUGAUUCUUUCAUUCUCUCUAACUGCUGUAUCUCACCUAAAGAUGCAACCUCCUCAAGAUAAGAAAAAUGUAACAGAAGAUCAUAUCUGUUUACCUCUAUAUUUUAUGGUAAGCAUGUACUGGUUUCGUUCAAA